AUGUUCUUUGGGUGUACAUCGGCAGCGGAUUUUCUGAAACUGUGGAGCAACAAUACCCAAAACCAAGGGACAAGGGGCCACUCAAAAAGGCUGUGGAGCAACAACGCCCAAACACAAGGGACAAGGGUCCACUCAAAAACUGGAGCAACAACGCCCAAACACAAGGGACAAGGGGCCACUCAAAAACUGGAGCAACAACGCCCAAACACAAGGGACAAGGGGCCACUCAAAAACUGGAGCAAUAACGCCCAAACACAAGAGACAAGGGGCCACUCAAAAACUGGAGCAACAACGCCCAAACACAAGGGACAAGGGGCCACUCAAAAACUGGAGCAACAACGCCCAAACACAAGAGACAAGGGGCCACUCAAAAACUGGAGCAACAACGCCCAAACACAAGGGACAAGGGGCCACUCAAAACCUGGAGCAACAACGCCCAAACACAAGAGACAAGGGGCCACUCAAAAACUGGAGCAACAACGCUCAACAACAAGGGACAAGGGUCCACUCAAAAACUGGAGCAACAACGCCCAAACACAAGGGACAAGGGGCCACUCAAAAACUGGAGCAACAACGCCCAAACACAAGGGACACGGGGCCACUCAAAAACUGGAGCAACAACGCCCAAACACAAGGGACAAGGGGCCACUCAAAAACUGGAGCAACAACGCCCAAACACAAGGACAAGGAGCCACUCAAAAACUGGAGCAACAACGCCCAAACACAAGGGACAAGGGGCCACUCAAAAACUGGAGUAACAACGCCCAAACACAAGGGACAAGGGUCCACUCAAAAACUGGCGCAACAACGCUCAACAACAAGGGACAAGGGGCCACUCAAAAACUGGAGCAACAACGCCCAAACACAAGGGACAAGGGGCCACUCAAAAACUGGCGCAACAACGCUCAACAACAAGGGACAAGGGGCCACUCAAAAACUGGAGCAACAACGCUCAACAACAAGGGACAAGGGUCCACUCAAAAACUGGAGCAACAACGCCCAAACACAAGGGACAAGGGUCCACUCAAAAACUGGAACAACAACGCUCAACAACAAGGGACAAGGGUCCACUCAAAAACUGGAGCAACAACGCUCAACAACAAGGGACAAGGGUCCUCUCAAUAA
Molecule: messenger RNA, 1125 nt
Organism: Pecten maximus
Lineage: Eukaryota; Metazoa; Mollusca; Bivalvia; Pectinida; Pectinidae
Product: ribosome-binding protein 1-like
Exons: 1
Coding region: 1-1125 (374 amino acids)
Source: RefSeq, a predicted model, not a curated record